Molecule: messenger RNA, 4579 nt
Organism: Dreissena polymorpha
Lineage: Eukaryota; Metazoa; Mollusca; Bivalvia; Myida; Dreissenidae
Product: RNA demethylase ALKBH5-like
Exons: 7
Coding region: 530-1627 (365 amino acids)
Biological process (GO): mRNA processing; mRNA export from nucleus
Cellular component (GO): nucleus
Molecular function (GO): oxidative RNA demethylase activity
Source: RefSeq, a predicted model, not a curated record
CAUUUUGUUUGGCAAACAAACCCACUUACACUUGACCUACUACGGAUGACGAAUUCAUCUAUUUUUAGUAAAAUAUGAGUGUGUCUUGUUGGGUCAAAGGUUGCUGCAAUCGAGCAGAUUAUUCAGUACGACGAGGUUUCUAUUCAAUUCCAACUGUCAGAGAAAAUAAAGGCGAUUUCACGAAAACUUUGAGCGCAGAUCGGCGCCGACUGUGGCUGGCAAAUAUCAACCGGAAAGAUGCGCCGACAAAAUACUCGAAAAGCUGCUCCGAUUCACUUCAUAAACGGCAAACCAUCUUGUAUGUAUGAAAGAUCCAAUCCUGAUUGGGCCCCAACACUUCUUCUUGGAGAAAACAUGACACCAAGUAAAUCUUUGAAGAAAGAGAAGAAGAUAGAAACUAACAAAAAAUGAGUUUAUUUACAGGUCCUACUGGCCUCUUCACGAGGUUACUGUAGCCCGACCUGUUUUAUCCGCAUUUUAUACGGGUCGUACACAUCUAAGGGAGAUAACACUUCCGGGAAAAUUAAAAAUGGCGACCAAGAGCAAGGAAGAACUAAGUGAGAAAAUGCGAACACCCGAAAAGCCGAGACGACACUAUAGAAGAAGGAGGUCUCCAGAUUCUAGCGAUAACAGUGAAGAAGAGAGCAAGCCUGUUGUGAAAGUGAGACAUUAUAAGCAUGACAAAGGCGUUGAUCGCGAGUCUGAAGAGUGGAAAACUCAAGCGAGCAUUACUCAACGUCGCCUGUUUUCAGAGGAGCAGUGCGAAAUCAUUGAGAAGAAAAUAGAAGAAGUGGUCGUGAAGGCUAGCAGAGGCGACUAUAAGGAUCACACCGUUGAUCGAGCUCCGCUUAGGAGCAAGUAUUUCUUUGGCGAAGGCUACACAUAUGGGUCACAACUGGAAAAGAAGGGUCCAGGAAUGGAGAAAUUAUAUCCCAAGGGUGAAGUGGAUGACAUUCCACAGUGGAUCUUUGAUCUGGUAGUAAAACCCAUAGUUAAAGAAGGACUGGUUCCAGAGGGCUUUAUUAACAGUGCUGUUAUCAAUGACUACUUACCGGGAGGCUGUAUUGUGUCACAUAUUGAUCCUCCCCAUAUUUUUGAAAGGCCUAUUGUUUCUGUUUCUUUCUUUAGUGACUGUGCAUUGUCCUUUGGUUGUAGAUUCUCUUUUAGGCCGAUUAGGACAACAAAGCCUGUAUUUGUGCUGCCUAUUGACAGAGGAUGUGUCACAUUACUGAGUGGUUACUCUGCUGAUGAAAUAACACAUUGCAUUAGACCACAAGAUGUUGUUAGUCGACGUGCAGUGAUCAUCCUUCGCAAGGUGUGUGACGACGCCCCUCGGUUGGACCCUGUCCUGAGCCAUAAAAUACUGCCAGCUUUUGAGGCAAGGAAGCGGGCCCGACCCAGGUCACCAUCUCCAACACACUCAGACAGUUCUUGCGAGAGAGACAGACACAGUCACAGGUCCAGCAGGAAGAAGUUGCGCCAUUCGUACCCAACGAUGGGUAACCAUGACGUCAGGUAUGAAAAUGGACAUGGGGAUCACAGGCAAUCCAGGACAUCCAGCUCAACAACAAGACAUCGCUCUUACUCUCCCAAACAAAAAAGACAAGAAAAAGAAAGAUCAAAAUGAGCUUGCUGUCUAAUGAAGAAGAUGGUCGUGAUUAUUGCAUAAUUAUUACGUACAUUUUUUAGCUCCCAACUAUUCCUCUAAUAAUUGGAGCUAUACUACUCAUGCAAAUGUUUCACGUACAGUUGGCCUUUGCAUAAUGGCCUGGAAUAAGUUAUAAGUGCAAAUCACAAUAUCAGGGCAUUUUUUCCCCGGGUCCUGUGGUGCCUGAAGUCUGGCUUUGACAUUCCCUGUGGGCCUUAAUAAAGGGUAGUGCUGAUACUGCACGUAGAAUUCCUGUGUGAUGCACGUACAUUUUAUCAAUAAGCAACUAUUACAACUACAGCUGAGUAACAAUACUGCUGUGAGAGCAUAUCUCUUGCGUUAGAAUGGUCCUUUUCACUGUUGAAACUAGAACACCCACUUUAAUCUGAGUACAAAUGAUAAAACUUAAAAAGCCAUCUUCUUUUUGCCAAAAAAUCUUGACAAUUUACAUCAAGACCUGACCUGCAAUCAAUCACUGUGUAGCAUCGCAGCGUUGGUUUUGUCACAUGGUAAAAUGAAUAUAAGCUGAGAUGCUCAGUUAACUGUCACUAUAAAAUAAUUUAUAUGAAUGACCAAACAUCACAACAGGCAUGCUUCCAUUCACAACAUUACUCGUGCAUCAAUUUGUAUUAACGACCGUAAAAGAAAGGAUGCCAUUUACAACAAACAACUUAAUUAGUUUGGUCAUUUUUGAACAUAAAAAUAUUGAAUAUUAAUUUUGUGCACCUAUGUAUAAGGUUACAACCAAUGUUUUUAAAAAAUUGAUACUUUCAAGCUACCCUAUUUGACUUGUCUGUUUAUGUGAUUUUGUUUUUCAGGAAUAAUGUUGUAUUUAACUUUCGAAAACUAUUCAUUUAUGAAUGACACUCUGUUUUAUAAGCAUACCAAAUUUCCAUCUAAGUGAAACAUUUUUGUCCAAUUUUAAUAAUGUUUACAAUGUCAUAUACCUUAACUAUUUCAAUCCAGCAUUCGUGUAUAUAAAUUUGAUAACGUCCUUUUUAUUUUAACAUUGUUCAUGAAAGCUCAUGGUAAUUAUUCCCCUACCGGUUUCAUCGGAGGGGACUUAUGGUUUGCGCUCAGUCUGUCUGUCAGUCAGUCUGUCACACUUUUUUGCAUCCCGUGAUAACUUUAAAAGUUCUUUAUAUUUUUUCAUGAAACAUGGAACAUGGAUAGAUGUCAAUAUGGACAUUAUGCACGUCAUUUCAUUUCGUUCCUUCAUCAAAAAUUCUGGUUGCUAUGGCAACAAAUAGACUAGAAAUACUGCUGAAAAUGGUGGUUUUCUGGAUCCUGUGAUAACUUUUAAAGUUCUUAAUAUAUUUUCAUGAAAUUUGAAACAUGGAUAGAUGGCAAUAUGGACAUUAUGCACGUCAUUUCAUUUUGUUCCUUUGUCAAAAAUUCUGGUUGCUAUGGCAACAAAUAUAUACAAAAUAUUCUGAAAAUGGUGGAAUUUCUGACAAUGGUGGAGCCGGUAGGGGAAUUUAUAUUGUUUGACAAUAGUCUUGUUUAAAAUAGUUUUAAAAUUAUUCACUUUAUGUAUAAUAUCUAGCAGAAGAAUAGAGGAGCAUGCUGUGUAGGAACAGCUUGUGUGUGGUCAUAAAAAGGCUGUGCUCAUGUCAUGUCAAGAAAAAUGUUAUUAUUUAAAUGUUCAUUGAGCUUCUGUUUUUGUUUGCUUAGUUUUUAGCUCGGCUGUUUUCAGAGAAAACCCGAGGUAUUGUCAUAGCCUGCUGAAUGGUCCGCAAAUAGUUACAUGUAUACACAUGGGUUAACUGUCAUUUUUUGGAAGCAGAUGAUUGUAAAAUUCAUUAAUUGUGGCUGAUAAUUAAAAUAAGCCACGCUCUGAGGAAAUGAGGUGUAAUGCAUGUGGGUAAAGUGUUGUCCCAGAUUAGUCCCAGAGGAAAUGAGGUGUAAUGCAUGUGGGUAAAGUGUUGUCCCAGAGGAAAUGAGGUGUAAUGCAUGUGAGUAAAGUGUUGUCCCAGAGGAAAUGAGGUGUAAUGCAUGUGAGUAAAGUGUUGUCCCAGAGGAAAUGAGGUGUAAUGCAUGUGGGUAAAGUGUUGUCCCAGAGGAAAUGAGGUGUUAUGCAUGUGGGUAAAGUGUUGUCCCAGAAGAAAUGAGGUGUAAUGCAUGUGGGUAAAGUGUUGUCCCAGAGGAAAUGAGGUGUAAUGCAUGUGGGUAAAGUGUUGUCCCAGAGGAAAUGAGGUGUAAUGCAUGUGGGUAAAGUGUUGUCCCAGAGGAAAUGAGGUGUAAUGCAUGUGGGUAAAGUGUUGUUCCAGAGGAAAUGAGGUGUAAUGCAUGUGGGUAAAGUGUUGUCCCAGAGGAAAUGAGGUGUAAUGCAUGUGGGUAAAGUGUUGUCCCAGAGGAAAUGAGGUGUAAUGAAUAUGGGUAAAGUGUUGUCCCAGAUUAGUCUCUGCAUUCUUCACAGGCUAAUCUGGCUGUACACUAUAUUCACAUGCAUUAAGCCCCGUUUUCCAAGAGUGCGGCUCAAAUGCAUAGAAAGCAAAACAAAUUUUCUUCCAUUUUAAUGGCAAAUUUUGACCCUUUUCCUCCUCAUCCAAACUUUAUAUUUUGACCCAUAUUAAAAAAGAUCCACUUUGAAAAACUUUUUAUUCUUUCUAAUUUUAGCAAAACAAUUCUUUGCAUCAGUCCAUCAUGCUUUAAAAUCGUGGCCUGCAUUUAUUUUCAGCACGGCUAUCUAUGAAAGGUGAAAUAAUAAUCAUACUUUUCACAAAUGGAAAAUAAUCUUAUUAAAACCCUGUUGAGAUAUUCUACAUAUAAUUUCUCGCCUGAAUGGGUCCGACCCCAUUCCCCCAGCAAUGAGAAUAUGCCUUGGUUAGUUUUUGCCUUGUUCGUUUGCACUGAUUUUACAUUAUUGAUUGUUGUUAUGAUUUAGAUCUGUUGUUGCUUUCAUUGAGUUGUUAAAAUGUUCUCAAACUC